This is a messenger RNA of Pseudovirgaria hyperparasitica, 967 nucleotides long. RefSeq lists its product as uncharacterized. The transcript has 2 exons. Lineage: Eukaryota; Fungi; Ascomycota; Dothideomycetes; Acrospermales; Acrospermaceae. The record is from RefSeq and is a predicted model, not a curated record. Bases 283 to 948 code for a protein of 221 amino acids.
AUGGCUAAAAAGAACGUAACAGAUUUGUUGAAAACAUGUAUUUAUCAUGUUCUUCUAUCUUUAUCAGUUCUUUAAAAUAAUGCAAUAGGUUUGUCUUUGUAAAGCAUGUUGCAGCUUGGCUGUUUGAUGUCAGGUAUACCACAAGAAACGAUGGUACAAGUGUCAUACGACCGUCAGACUGUAUUCUAGGCCAUGUAGCAAUAAUAGAUAAGAAUAGAUCUCACGGACGUCUUGGGUCCAUUGUAGGUGAAGAAAGAGGUUAACUUCAAGACCAGGCUCGUCAUGGAUGAUCGUGAAGACAGCUUCAUUUCUCUCUAUGAUCGGGUAGAGCACGGCCCCCCCAUUAUUAUACCACGACUAGCCCCUGGGCUGAAAGACAAAAAGCAUCAUACCCACAAAACAACAGCACAACACUAUGGGGCGCAAUUCGCACCUUUAUCGUGGUCGAGGGCUGAUUACAGCUGGAAGUCUAGCUACCAAGACGAGAAGAUGAAAUAUGUCUCGGUGGCAGGCAAAAUUGAACAGCCACUCUACAACGAAAGCGACGUCGUUUUUGCAGGAGCCCUUUACAUCGUCCAUCCUGUAGUUCAGGCCCUGAACCUCAUCUACCCCAAGGCGACUUUUACCGUCAUGUCAGACUACGAUCUAAGCCACUACUUCGUCGACGUCAUGCUCGCGUAUAUAGAUAGUAGUGGCGAAUCUAAGCUGUUCGCUUUGCUUGAAUCAAAACGACAUGGUUCAAUCGACGUAGAGGAAUGGUUGGAUGCCAUGGAUAAUAGGCCGAACCAACCGAUACCACCGCAACGAAAGCGCCAAAGACGACACCCACAAGGAAGUACUCCACCGUCAAGAAACAGAAGUCUAUUCGGGUCAAAUUCCAGCAAAAUCAUUAACCAGCUGACAGGUAUGCGAAACUCUUCGGUCUACCCCGUGUCUAUGUUGGCGUGACGGAUUGGACAAACGCGUG